AAAAAAUUCCUCUUCCUCUCUCCUCCCAAACGCAAACCCUAAGAUGCGGUAAUCUCAACUUCAAAUCGAAGGUGAUCCUUCGAUCCCCUCCUCUCCCCCUUAGGUUUUGGCCUCCAAUGGGGUCGUCUUGGUGGAGUUCUUCGUGCCCUGGUGCGGCCAUUCCCAAGCUCUAGCUCCCACGUGGGAGCGCACCGUCACCGUCCUCAAAGACGUCGCGACCGUCGCCGCCCUCGACGCCGACGCUCACCAAUCGCUCGCUCAGAGUUGGAGAAAAGAGCACCUAUAAGUAAGGGCCUGGGAGGACAACGAGAAGACCAAAGCCGAGAAUAAAUUAAAUUUUCGAUCAAGAAAGAAACAUGAGAAGGCGCCCAGGAAUCGCCGGUCUACAAAGUGCCGCAGCUGCUAGGGAUCAAUAUCGUCUUGUUGGGGAAAAUGUUGCCAAGAUUAGAGCAGAUCUCAUGAAGGAGCAGCUCGCCACUUUUCGAUCUCAUUUAGAAGAAUUUGCUCGCAAACAUAAGAAUGACAUACGUAAAAACCCUACGUUCAGGGCGCAAUUCCAUGAGAUGUGUGCGAAAGUUGGCGUGGAUCCCUUGGCUUCUAAUAAGGGAGUAUGGGCGGAGCUUUUAGGGAUUGGUGACUUCUACUACGAGCUCGGAGUUCAGAUUGUCGACAUAUGCAUGGCAACCAGAUCGCACAAUGGUGGUUUGAUAAACUUGCAGGAGCUAUGCAGUCUGCUUGCUCAAAAGCGAAAAACUGCUCGUGAAGCAGUAUCUGAAGAUGAUUGUUUGCGUGCCAUAAGUAAGCUAAAGGUUCUUGGUAGUGGUUUUGAAGUUAUUUCAAUUGGCAAGAGAAAACUAGUGCGGUCAGUUCCUACUGAGUUGAACAAAGACCAUAAUGAAAUUCUGGAAGUGGCUCAGGUCCAAGGCUAUGUAACGGUAGAACAGGUCCAGAAGGCACUCUCAUGGUCCUCAGGCCGUGCGACUGAUGCCCUCGAAACUUUAUUAAAAGAAGGCCUUGCUAUGAUUGAUGAUGGCCAUCGAGAUGGAAAACGUAGGUAUUGGUUCCCCUGUGUUGCUCCCAUUUCUGUUGCUGUCGAUCUCAUGGCUUGAAAAGUUAUAAGUGUUCGAUCCAUCUAAUUGGAUAUCCUUGCACAUCUAUUUCUCAUGAGAUCAAACAGAAGAUCGCUGCGAACACAUGUAUAGAAAUAAAUACAUGAGCUUAUCGAAGCCUUUACUUGGUAAAAUCGAGAAACUUGUGGAUCCAAAGUAGUUUUGAAUUACAUGUCUUGCAAUAUUCUUAUAAAGUUUUUAAAUGCAGAAAUUUAUUUCUUCUGUUGUAAUGCAAAAAAAAAAAGCAACAAAAAUCGAAGACAGAUUCACCUCAUUCCUUCAAUCCUCAUGCUUGUCCAUGAAACUUGGGUUUUGUGAGUGUGUUUUGAAUCCUCAUAAAAUUAUGUGCCUAACAUACAAUCAAAUGAGUUGUGUAAUUAGUAACUUUCAUUGAGGAGAGGGAUCUAUUUAACUAUUUGAUGAAGUUUAGGGAGUU
This is a messenger RNA of Ananas comosus (pineapple), 1545 nucleotides long. RefSeq names its product vacuolar protein sorting-associated protein 22 homolog 1. Lineage: Eukaryota; Viridiplantae; Streptophyta; Magnoliopsida; Poales; Bromeliaceae. Bases 357 to 1109 code for a protein of 250 amino acids. Gene Ontology annotation, cellular component: ESCRT II complex. The transcript is spliced from 10 exons. The record is from RefSeq and is a predicted model, not a curated record. Gene Ontology annotation, biological process: protein transport to vacuole involved in ubiquitin-dependent protein catabolic process via the multivesicular body sorting pathway.